CUUUAGGCAAACGAAAAGGACUCUCCCUGAGACAGACUUGAGACUUUAAUUUUUCUUCUUCCGCUCUCUCCGCAUCGUUUAACGCUUACGAAGUUGAAGUUGAAGCAGUAGAAGACGACGACGACGACGACGACUUGCUCCUUUUAGAUUCCUUGAUUUGAGAUUCAUCUCCCUCUUCUAUUGCAAUCAAUCUAUCCUCGAAUUUCUGCUCGAGAAAUUAUCUGGCAAAUUUGAAGAUCUUGUGCGUCACAAAACUCAUAAACGCUCCGAUUAGUAAAAAACGCAUGGCGGAAAGUGUUAAGGAGCGUGGAGAUGGAAGUGCCGAAUUGGUAAAAUCCAUGGAUGAUAAGCAUCCCAGUCUCAUGAGACCAGCUGCUAGAUAUUACUCUGCAAUUAAAGAUGCUAUGGUUUUUGGGAAAGGAAGAUAUACGCUUGUUAAAGACGUGGAUGAUGUGGAAAAUGGAGCGUAUGACAAACCUCUUCCAUGCUUUGGUUGCGGAAUCGGAUGGUUCUCCUUUCUCCUUGGUUUUAUGUUCCCUUUCUUGUGGUACUAUGCGACAUUUCUCUAUUUCGGAAACUACUACCGCAAGGAUCCUAGAGAAAGAGCCGGCCUUGCUGCUUCCGCAAUCACUGCGAUGGGAUUCUCGCUCUUGCUACUGGUGAUUAUAGUUUUCAGGUGGUUUUAAUGGGUUCUCACGUAUACACCAUAUAUACAUGUAUAAUCAUGAACCUGUUCUUGUCAAAGGAUUAAGGAAGAGGGACUUAGAUAUUUGACUGUACAUUCAAUAUAAACCCGAAAUACAGAUACUAUCUAAAGCUCUGUAUCAUAUAUACUUCUCACAAUCGUACAAAGUAACAGAAAAUAAAAAGAAUUGAAUAAA
Molecule: messenger RNA, 881 nt
Organism: Eutrema salsugineum
Lineage: Eukaryota; Viridiplantae; Streptophyta; Magnoliopsida; Brassicales; Brassicaceae
Product: 60S ribosomal protein L18a-like protein
Exons: 6
Coding region: 285-686 (133 amino acids)
Source: RefSeq, a predicted model, not a curated record